This is a messenger RNA of Sinocyclocheilus grahami, 2331 nucleotides long. Its product is annotated as leucine-rich repeat and fibronectin type III domain-containing protein 1-like. Lineage: Eukaryota; Metazoa; Chordata; Actinopteri; Cypriniformes; Cyprinidae. The transcript is spliced from 7 exons. The record is from RefSeq and is a predicted model, not a curated record. Bases 1 to 2136 code for a protein of 711 amino acids. Gene Ontology annotation, molecular function: protein binding.
AUGAUUACAUCUGAGUUGUUGAUGGAUUACUCUGCGUUCUUCACCGUGUGUUUCUCUCUACGAGCCGUACUUGAGCGCAUCGUUCCAUUCGUCGACUGUGAAGAGCGAGAAACCGCAGAACCGGGCCUGUUCCCAUGGCAACAGUGUGGCCGGGUUGGAUUGUGCUUACCGUUAACAGCGGAAGCCCGGCGUACGGGUUCCCAUGAGGCUUUGCCUGAAAGUGGGGCCGUCCCUCCCAUCAGGCACUGCAUCAAGCCAAAUCCCCUCAGCUCAGAGCGCGAUCUUUCACUCAGAAUGAACUCUCGACGACCGGCAUCCGGCGCCGCAGACAGGCAUGCGAUCAAGAUGCUUUACGUCAGUCGGUUUGGAGCCGUUCGACCGUCAGCGAUCCAGCCGCUCAUUGAGCUGUCAGUGUGUGUUUGUAAACCUGGACAGACGAACCCAAAACUGGACUUGGCGCGUCUGCUGAGACCGCUGGCGAGGUUUGGUAUGUUUAGCACUGUGAAGACAAACCCAACCGUAACUAAUGUACACAAACGCACACGUUCCCGCAGCUGCAGAGACGCUCCUGACCCCUGCGUGACCCUCAUCAGCGGCGGUAAAUCUCCCAUCUGGAGGAAACAGUUCACCCUGCCCCGACACGUCAACACGUACAACACGCCUGUCCCUCGCUGCUACUCGCCUGACGAAUACGGCAGAUCAAUCGAGCGAAUCCUCCGAGGCAGAGACAGGAAACGCUCCACCGCACAAUCUCCACUGAGAAAAGCCACUAGUGUCCCAGUCACCAAAUCCUAUGUGAUGGAGGGUCAGGGCGUGACUCUGAAAUGCAAGGCGAUGGGCGACCCCGAUCCCACCAUUCACUGGCGCUUUCCCGACGGCAAACUGGUGCACAACAACUCUCGCACGAUCCUGUAUGACAACGGCACGCUGGACAUCCUGAUCACCACGCUGAAGGACAGCGGCGCCUUCAACUGCGUGGCCUCCAACGCGGCCGGCAUCGCCACCGCAGCCGUGGAGGUCAACAUGAUCCCACUGCCGCUCUUCGUCAACAACACGGGUCACAUGAGGGAGGCCGAUCCGGGGCUCUCCGACAUCACCACAUCCACCAAAUCUGGCAGCAACGACACCAAACCGCAGAACAAGAGGGUUGUAGUGGAAAACCUGACCGCAAACUCAGCUGUCAUCCACUGGCCGUCCGAACGCCACAUUCCCGGGAUCAGAAUGUACCAGAUCCAGUACAACAGCACCGUCGACGACACCCUGGUGUACAGGAUGAUUCCCUCGGCCAGUAAGACGUUUAAGAUCAAUGAUCUGGCGGCGGGGCGUGAGUACGAGCUGUGUGUGUUGGCGGUGUAUGAUGACGGCAUCACGUCUCUGACGGCCACACGCGUGGUGGGCUGCGUUCAGUUCCACACGGGCGCGGAGGCGGGUCAGUGCCGCUUCAUCCCCAGCCAGUUCCUCGGCGGCACCAUGAUCAUCAUCAUCGGCGGCAUCAUUGUGGCUUCUGUCCUCGUCUUCAUCAUCAUCCUCAUGAUCCGCUACAAGACUUACGGCGGGGCCGACGCGGCCAAAGCCAAAGCGCGAGGAGACGCCAGCGUACAGGUGCACUCGCAGACCAACGGGAGUCGCUCGGCACACUCCGGCUCGAAGCAGGAGGAGCGACCCGAGUCGCCCGGCGCGAAGGACUGCAAGGCGCUGGUGCUGCUGAAGAUGGAGGAGAUGCAGGAGGAGCUGAAAGUCCAGCUUCCGCCUGUUUGCUCCGAGAAAGCAGCACCAGCGCCGCAGUCCCGGAGAUCCAGCCUGGGAGGGCCACCGUCUGACGACACACAGACGGACAGCAGCCUGACGGGCUCCACCAUGUCCCUGUGUCUGAUCGGCUCUGGGGCCAACCCGGCCGAGCCCCCUCGGAAGGGGCCGCUGGCCAACAUGGGGCUCCUGCCCAGCGAACUGGCCCGGACUCGGCAUCGCUUCUCCUUCGAUGGAGACUAUGCUCUAUUCCAGAGCCACAGUUACCCGCGCCGGGCUCGAACCCGCCGGCACAAAUCCACCACCCAGCUGAACACAGACGUGUCACCACCCUGCAGCCGGAGGGUGACGUUCAGCAGCACAGAGUGGAUGUUGGAGAGUACAGUGUGAGGACUGAAGCACACACACACAUAUGUUUGGACUGUCUACAUAUUGACGUUGUUGCAGUAACACACACUCCGUUGAUUCCUGUGUCCGUUUUAACACAUAUGAAACAUGACACAGCAAACCUAGUGAGCUGCCUACUUAGAUGCCGUCUAAAGAUACAGUAAAGUGAUCAAAAGACAUUCCAAUGAAUAAAUAAAU